AUGUGCAGUUUAAAACUUAAAAGUGAGUCGAUUACGCCUAGAUUUGUUAAACAUAGAAAUCCUCCUUAUGCAUUAGAGAGCAAAGUGAAUGAAGAACUAGACGUCUUAGAAAAAGAGGGAGUGAUUGAAAAGACUGAUUAUGCAGAAUGGGGAUCACCAUUAGUUACAUUGCCUAAAAAGAAUGGAGAAGUUCGGCUAUGUGUGGAUUAUAAGAUUACUAUUAACCCAUAUUUACAAGAUUCCAAUGAACCUAUGCCGAUAAUUGAAGAAGUAUUGCAUGAAUUGAGAGAUGCCAAGAUAUUCUGUAAAUUGGACAUUCACAAGGCCUAUUUACACUUACAAAUGGAUGCUAACAGUCAAAGAUUAUUAACUAUUACCACGCCAAGAGGAGCUUAUUUAAUGAAGAGGCUACCAUUUGGAGUAAAAACUGCGCCAAAAGAGUUUCACAAAUUUAUGAGACAGAGUCUGCAGGGAUCGAAUAAGGUAGUUUCAUAUUUUGAUGAUAUUGUGGUUUAUGGGAACGAUGUUGCUGAAUGUUAUGAUAAUUUGAAAAGGUGCCUGGAUAGACUCCACGAACUCAAAAUGCAUCUGAAUGAAAAAUCGUUACCAAAUAUCACCGCUUCUCGAUUACUUAGAUAUGCAAUGAUUAUGAAUGGAUUUGACUUUGAAGUUAAACACAGAAAAGCGGAAUGUCAUCGGAAUGCCGAUUAUUUAUCUCGAGCUCCGCUAUCUCCAAGCUCAAAGGAAGAAGAAGAAGAAGAAACGGAUGAAGAUUAUGAAGCUUUUAACAUAGUGAUAAACCAAAUCUCAAGUGAAAAUAUUACAUUAGAGUUGAUCGCACGGGAAACAGACGCUGAUGAGGUACUUAAAAAAUUGAAAGACAGCCUGUACGAUGGUACAAACAAUUCGUAUGAAUGCAGUAUCCACAAUGGGGCCAUUUUUAGAGGACCAAGAGUAAUAAUCCCGAAAUCGUUGCAAUCAGUCGUCCUACAAGAACUACACGCUACACAUUUAGGAGUAGUGAAGAUGAAAGGAUUAGCUAGAAGAUAUUGUUAUUGGAGAGGAUUAGAUCACGAUAUAGAGAGUUUAGUUAGAGGGUGUCAAGAAUGCCAAAAUGUGAGAGCAAAUGCAAAGAAAGUUACACUUCACAAAUGGGACGUUCCAGAGAGGAAUUGGCAAAGAUUGCACAUGGACUAUGCGGGUCCAUAUUUAAAUCAGCACAUUUUUAUUCUGGUGGAUGCAAAAUCGAAGUGGAUAGAAGCUAAAAUACUAAAAGAAGCACCCACAUCAGCCGGCACUAUCAAUAUUCUUAAAGAGCUUUUUAUUAGAUAUGGCGUACCAGUGGUAUUAGUAAGUGACAAUGCAACAAUUUUUAAAUCGGUUGAGUUCUCAAGUUUUUGCACUAACCACGGAAUACAACAGAAAUUCUCAGCUCCAGGCCAUCCUGCAACUAAUGGGCAGGCGGAGAGGGUUGUCCAAAUAAUUAAAAAUAAGUUAAAAUCAAUGAUGAACGAACAAGCAAGUGGUACUAAUCCGGCAGAGAAUUUUUUGGGGUGGAACUUGAGAACGAAAUUAGAUCUUAUUAUAAGAAGCCCUACUUCGGAGCGAGUGGAACAACCUCACUUGACAACAGCUUCACAAUUAAGUGUGGGAGAGCGCAUAGCAGCAAGAAUAUAUUCACAAAAUGAACAAGAAAAGUGGGCGUAUGGAACUGUUGAAAAGAGACUGGGUAGAGUGCAUUAUAAUAUAAAAUUGAAUUCCGGAUACGUAUUAAAAAGACACAAAGAUCAGUUGAGAAGGUGCGAGGUGCCAGCUAGUAACCAAGAUGGCCUAGAUAAGUUACAACAACCGAUAUCGACCCAAAGUCAAGAACCAGCGACUAGCAAUGGGUCCAGCCAAGAGAGAGAUCCGGCAAGAUUAGAGGAAGGAGCCAGGAGUCCAAAUGUCAAUAAUAGAAAGCAGGCUGCAACUGAAAGUCCAGAGCAGUUAAUGGGAUCAGUAGUUCAAGAAGAUGAGGCAGUUCUUUCACCAACAGCAAGGCCGCCUUUAAGGCGCUCUAUGCGGAUCUGCAAGCCGGACACUGCUCUUAGCAGUCACAUCAGGAGCAAUAAUAACGGACAUCACAACAGGCACAGGACUCAUCCCUAUAGACUUAGGCACUGCAAAAAAAAUGGUAGUACAGAACUUCGCAGCUACACAACACUGCCUCUCUCUGCCAACCACUUGGAGUGGAUACCACAAAUCAACCAGUACCUGGCAACUUUCCCCACAGGAGAACGUUUAAAAAUCAUCGACCAGGACAUCGCCGAGGAUAAACUACUACAAGAAGUCUUCCUCAUCAACCCAAACAACAGUCAAGUAAUAUAUCGAGGAAAACACCUGAACCACGAGUCUAGAUCCUCUGGGAAACCAAACAUCUUGGCAAACGUUGAUUUAAAUUUCCACGUCACUCAGAUGUCAAAGUUCAAAGUACAUCUUCAGGAAUUGAAUCUGCAAAACAUACCAUCCAACGUCAUCGUGGAUCGUAACAACAGCUUCUUCUUCCAGCAAUCUGGCAAUCAUCAUAAUGUUGAUCAUCGCAGUGACUUUAAUCACCACCAUGACUUGGACACGAUUCAAGAAGAUGACAACAGACUUCACCGAGCCACCCGAGGAAGAACUCCGCCAAAUUCAAGAAUUUCCAGGGAAAUUCCCGAACUAGGGGUGGAGGAAUUACAUCCGCAACGGCUGCUUCUGUCAUCAUAA
Molecule: messenger RNA, 2745 nt
Organism: Cimex lectularius (bed bug)
Lineage: Eukaryota; Metazoa; Arthropoda; Insecta; Hemiptera; Cimicidae
Exons: 5
Coding region: 1-2745 (914 amino acids)
Biological process (GO): DNA integration
Molecular function (GO): nucleic acid binding
Source: RefSeq, a predicted model, not a curated record